GGAGCACCGAAGAGUGAUCACAAUUAAUGAUCAACAAUUAGACAGAAAAACUAAACCCAACAUUCCUACUAUUAAAACAUUGCUGGUGAUUUAGUUACAGAAACCUCAUUAUAUCUAAUAAUUACAUGGCAUGGGUGGCAUUACUGCCUCACACCUCCAGGGUCCUGGGUUCGAUCCUGAGCUCAGUUUACUAUCUGGGUGGCAUCACAUGUUCUCCUCACAUCUGUGUGGGAUUAACAAUAUACAGAUGGACACGUUGGCACAAUGCUGAAUUGCCCCUAGGUGUGCAGAAAAGGACAUUUCUCAUUUGCUGGCACGCUGUGUACUUGGACACACCGAAUCACAUGGCUGUGGGAUUUAUCGCUCUUCUGACUUUGGCAUGGACCAUCAGUGUUGGUGCGACAUCGCAGAAUGAAACUGCAGGUCUGGACUUGUGCGUGGACCAUGGAGUAAUGUUUGAGCGUGUGUUUGCAGUCCCACAUGAGGCAGCGUUAUUAGACUGUGAAUUGGUGAAGGAGUAUUUUUUGGAUUCUUUAAACAUCAUUUAUAAAGUGACGUGGUACGACCAGAGGACUGGCCUGGAGCUCACAGGAGAGGAGAACCAUAUUGUACUACGGGGGGCUUUCCUGUUGUUCCUCAACAUCAGCAUGGAACACCAGGGCCACUACUUAUGUAUUGUCAGGUUGGACUACAAAACUCUCAACACACCUACAGUACACAGUCUUUCACAAGGAACUCCAGAGCAGUGCUACAAGCAGGAGAAGGCUCUUCUGGUGGAAGAGGUGGUGUCUGGAGCAUGUCGCCGACCUCAGGUAGCACUGCAGCGAAUGCAGGGUCACAUGAACGACAACCUGAGGUGUCCUUUAAGCGAUUAUACCAACAUAGUGGACAGCUACUCCAUACACUGGUACAAGGGCUGUGAGCUUCUUCAGGAAGGGUCCAGGUUUCUCUUCUCCGAGAACGACCUCAUGCUCCAUGUCCACAAAGUUUCUCCAAAUGAUGCUGGGUUUUAUACCUGCAGGAUGACCUUUAACCUGACUGGAGUCAUCAGUGUCGUCUCAGAGACCAUCGAGUGUGACAUAACAGAGACGAGAUCAAAAAUACCUCAAAUGCUGGAGCCCACUGAAGACACCAUGAAAGUAUCACCAGGUUCUCCGAUUAACAGGACAUGUCGUGUGUUUUUACCUGGCAAAGGAGUUCAUAUGAUGGUGGUAGUCUGGGAGUUCAAGAACAAUUACGUCUCCCCAAACACCUCCGAACGCAUCCACCAGGGACUUCAAACGGAGCGCCAGGUGGCUGAAGGUUGGUGGGUAGAGCGCAGCUUGUUCUUGUCUUGGGUAAUGCCAGAUGAUUUUAACCUGAACUUCACCUGCAUGGCCUUAAGCCACCGAGGAACUGCCUCUGGCUACUUUACACUCCAGCCUGCAGAUCCUAAUCUGCUCCUGCCGAUUGGACUCCUGGCCACUACAUUGGCUCUUCUUUUCAUCAUAGGACUUCUCCUGUACACAGAGUUUAAGGUGGAGCUUGCUCUGCUCUUCCGGACCCUGUUUCCUUUCUUUUAUGCAAGCACAGAUGGUGAUGGGAAACUGUAUGAUGCCUAUGUGGCGUAUCCCCGAGUUCAAGGCGACUCGCUGAGUGAAGCUGUUGAGGUUUUUGCUGUGAAAACGCUGCCACAGGUUCUGGAGGGACGCUAUGGGUACCGGCUUUUCAUCUUGGGUCGGGACUGUCUACCUGGACAAGCUAUGGCAGACGUGGUGGAGGAGACGAUGAAUGUCUGUCGUCGACUGUUGCUGCUAUACACCAGCUCAUCUCUAGGCAGGGCAGAGGGUUCGUCAUGGUUCGAGCAGCAGGCAGGCCUCCAUCGUGCCUUACUGGAUGACUCAAUCUCUGUGAUGCUGCUGGAGAUGGAGCAGCUCAGCGAUCCCUCCAUCCUCCCCGAGUCACUGCGUCUCCUGCGGGAUAAGCAGGGGGCUCUAAAGGCCUGGAAGAAGAGGAGGAGGUGGAGUUGCACAAGGAUGGAGGGAGAUGGAGAAGAGGAUGAGAUAUCUCUCUCUUCGUUUGCUUUGUCUGCUCGCUUCUGGAGGAAAGUGCGCUACCACAUGCCCGUGAGAGGCAAAGCCAAGUGUCACUCAAAGAGAAAAUUGCUCUUGUGAUUUGGGACUUGACUCGUGAAUGGUUGGCAUUAAGUUUCUCAAACGAGAAACAGAGCUCAGGUAGGAGUGUGGUUAAAGCGUGCACACGAAGGAUGGAGUGCUCACAGAACGUCAAUGCACUCUGACUGCUCUAACUGAAGGAACAGUGAGACCACUCGCGAAUAAAAUUUGCCUGAUUAAAAAGCCUUAUGUGGGAAAGGAUGCAAGAGCACAGAGAAAGGAUGCAAGAGCCCAGAGCACCACGUAAAGCCUUAUGUGGGAAAGGAUGCAAGAGCUUUAUCUCUGGGUACAUCUGUAACCACACAUUCUGGUGAACCUUGGAAGCACAAUAAGUGGCUAGGCUGAGGUUUCUUAUUGAAAUCAAUCUAGCAGGCAAGAAAUAAAUAAAACAAACAAACCAAAAUAUCCAAACUGCUAAUUAUUAAUUAAGACAAUCACACCAGACUCAUAUUUUUAUGUCACUUGUCGAUCACAUUUGCAAAAAUCCAAAUUAGCUUGCUAGCUGAGGUUUUUUGCUCCAUUCUGGUGAGGAAAAUAAGACUGGCAGAAGUCUGGUGUGAUUCCUUGAGGGUUACGCUGCCAAUGAAAAAGUUCUGUUAGCAGUAUUUGUUGGAUGAACUCUGUAUAUGAUCGUGUAGAUUUGUGCCACUGGCAGCCUGACACAAGGUUUUUCCACUGAAGCAUUUCACUAAUUUUAAGUGAAUCUUUAAAGAGUCAUCAGAAGUAACUGUGUAUAUUAUUGUGUAAAUAUUCUCAGGGAGGUGUGAAAAACUGAUGGAGUCAAAAAAGAUACACACACACACACACACACACACACACAUAAAGAACACACACAUAUACAGGUGAAACUCGAAAAAUUAGAAUAUCGUACAAAAGUUCAUUUAUUUCAGUAAUGCGACUUAAAAGGUGAAACUAAUAUAUGAGAUAGACUCAUUACAUGCAAAGCAAGAUAGUUCAAGCCGUGAUUUGUCAUAAAUGAGAUGAUUAUGGCUUAAGCUCAUGAAAACCCCAAAUCCACAAUCUCAGAAAAUUAGAAUAUUGUGAAAAGGUGCAAUAUUCUAGGCUCAAAGUAUCCCACUCUAAUCAGCUAAUUAAGCCAUAACACCUGCAAAGGGUUCCUGAGCCUUUAAAUGGUCUCUCAGUCUGGUUCAGUAGGAAUCACAAUCACGGGAAAGACUGCUGACCUGACAGUUGUGCAGAAAACCAUCAUUGACACCCUCCAUAAGGAGGGAAAGCCUCAAAAGGUAAUUGCAAAACAAGUUGGAUGUUCCCAAAGUGCUGUAUCAAAGCACAUUAAUAGAAAAUUAUGUGGAAGGGAAAAGUGUGGAAGAAAAAGGUGCACAAGCAGCAGGGAUGACCGCAGCCUGGAGAGGAUUGUCAGGAAAAGGCCAUUCAAAAGUGUUGGGGACUUUCACAAGGAGUGGACUGAGGCUGGAGUCAGUGCAUCAAGAGCCACCACACACAGACGGAUCCUGGACAUGGGCUUCAAAUGUCGUAUUCCUGAACAACAAACAAGAAAAAAAGAACUGGUCUGUUGCUCAGUGGUCCAAAGUCCUCUUUUCUGAUGAGAGCAAGUUUUGCAUCUCAUUUGGAAACCAAGGACCCAGAGUCUGGAGGAAGAAUGGAGAGGCACACACUGCAAGUUGCUUGAAGUCCAGUGUGAAGUUUCCACAGUCUGUGUUGAUUUGGGGAGCCAUGUCAUCUGCUGGUGUUGGUCCACUGUGCUUCAUUAAGUCCAGGGUCAACGCAGCCGUCUGCCAGGAGAUUUUGGAGCACUUCAUGCUUCCUUCCGCAGACGAGCUUUAUGGGGAUGCUGACUUCAUUUUCCAGCAGGACUUGGCACCUGCCCACACUGCCAAAAGCACCAAAACCAAUCAAUGACCGUGGGAUUACUGUGCUUGAUUGGCCAGCAAACUCGCCCGACCUGAACCCCAUAGAGAAUCUAUAGGGCAUUGCCAAGAGAAAGAUGAGAGACAUGAGACCGAACAAUGCAGAAGAGCUGAAGGCCACUAUUCAAGCAUCCUGGUCUUCCAUAACACCUGAGCAGUGCCACAGGCUGAUAGCUUCCAUGCCACAGAGGUACGAUAUUGUUCUAUGUACAAUCCUUGUUUUAUUGAUUGCAUGUAAUAUUCUAAUUUUCUGAGAUUGUAGUUUUGGGGUUUUCAUGAGCUGUAAGCCAUAAUCAUCUCAAUUAUGACAAAUCACGGCUUGAACUGUCUUGCUUUGCAUGUAAUGAGUCUAUCUCAUAUAUUAGUUUCACCUUUUCAGUUGCAUUACUGAAAUAACUGAACUUUUGCACGAUAUUCUAAUUUUUCGAGUUUCACCUGUACAGUACAUAGAAUUAAAUGGUCAUGUGCAUAAGUGGAUGGAAAUUCCACAACAAUCCACAUCAGAAGCUGUGAUAUUUUGUAAAGUUUGGUACAUGCUGUUUGCUGCGUUCUGUGAAAAGGGUACUUAGAGACCUCAUCUAGUAUCAGAUGAGGUUUGGACAAACAUGUCCUGAUGUCCAUAUGAAAGUGCACAGGGCAUUUUAUACUUUCCAAACAGGAGAUGAAGUAGCUUUUAAUCUACAUAUAACGUCUAUGUAAAUUGUGUCACUGGUGCUUUUCAUGCAUUUUUAUUUAGAUAAAGACUAGCAGCACAUUAUACUAAAGACAACCUAAUUAAGAUCAGUCUACACAAUAUUACCAAGUACGCACAAAUUGUAGACUGUAAAAAAUGUAAAGCAAAAAUGAUCAGGCCAGUAAAAAUGACUGAAAAUGCUUUUAAAUGAUAAAGCAGUAGGAGGAAGGCAUCAGGUACAAAUGUCAAAAAACAAAACGGGAAAUUUAAAACAUUCUCUAAAGCAGAAUUUAUCAUUUCAUUUUACUGUCUUAUUUGGACAGGUGAUUGAAUUACUGCUUUAUGUAUAUAUUAUUCAAUUACAUAUUUGUUUAUAGUAAUAUAGAAGGUGAAAUAAGUGAUAGUGUUCUAUGAUUUAGUCAAUGGGCUUUAAGAGUGUGCUCAUAGCACCUUUUUAAAAAACAGCUAUAGGGUUACUGGGUGUGCUUAAUAUCCGACAGAAUGAGGCAGCUCUUUUUUUUUUUUCUUUUAAAAGAGAGCUCAUCUAAACUGUGGAUUAAUAAAGAAAAUAGCUUUUGUUAAUUUACGCCAGAUUGCUGUGCUGUACUAAUACACUGCUAGUAGCACUACUUUAAAAAAAGAAAAAAACUUUGUAAUAGUGUACUACUAUAACUCUUUGACUCAGAGAAUGAGAACAUAUUCGGUAUAAGUUUAAAGUUUUCAUGUCACACUUUGCUAAAUAUACUCUGGUUUUUUUUUUUUAUUGUUGUUAUUGUUUUUUAUUUGCAGCACUAUUGUAUAUUAAAAAUGUGUACUGCAUUUAUGUUGGUUUUA
Molecule: messenger RNA, 5549 nt
Organism: Pangasianodon hypophthalmus (striped catfish)
Lineage: Eukaryota; Metazoa; Chordata; Actinopteri; Siluriformes; Pangasiidae
Product: interleukin-1 receptor-like 2
Exons: 14
Coding region: 126-2153 (675 amino acids)
Biological process (GO): signal transduction
Molecular function (GO): interleukin-1 receptor activity
Source: RefSeq, a predicted model, not a curated record